This is a messenger RNA of Fimicolochytrium jonesii, 951 nucleotides long. RefSeq names its product PX domain-containing protein. The record is from RefSeq and is a predicted model, not a curated record. Bases 1 to 951 code for a protein of 316 amino acids. Lineage: Eukaryota; Fungi; Chytridiomycota; Chytridiomycetes; Spizellomycetales; Powellomycetaceae. Gene Ontology annotation, molecular function: superoxide-generating NADPH oxidase activator activity; phosphatidylinositol binding. Gene Ontology annotation, biological process: superoxide anion generation. The transcript is spliced from 2 exons.
AUGCAAGAUCACGGUCAAUCGCCUCGCAGAACCACGAUAAGCGAUGCCAGAGUGCCUUCGACUGGCGACGACGCCGCUGCAAAGGAUGAGUCGAAGAUACCGCGCCCGGCGAGUCUGCAGAUUCCAGCCCCGUCCUCUGCGUUGACAAAUAAGAACCUGCAAACGCCCCCAAAACCGCCGACACCCAUUUCCACGUCCAAGGCGCCGCCCCCGCUGCCCAGCACCCCGGCGCCAAAAACAAGUUCAGGAACCACGCCGAAUCGAUCGCGAGAGGUUUCGGCACAGCCGCCCGCAUCCUCGCCGCCAUCCACAGGCGGAGCCUUGAAACCCGCGACAACAACAACAACAACAACAACAACAGCUGCGGCAGAACCACCCAAGUCCGCAAUACCAGUACGUGCACCAACCUCGUUGGCGACCUUGCGUACCAAACCAGUGCGAAAGGCCCUCAUCACAGAUGUUGUAAAACCGGGCGGGUCAUCCAAAGGCGGUGCUACGGGGAAAGACUACGUCUAUCAUGUACAAGUUUUCUACGUCUCCGUGCCGGAUGAUCAAACAACGACCAUCCGGCAGACAUACGAGGACUUCUUCGACUUGCAUAUGCAGCUUAUAGGCCAUUUUCCGGAAGAAGCUGGUGUCCGAGUCGCGCCUAUGCGGUCGAGGGGUGACUCGACAUCGGAAGUUGAGGCGAUGCCAGGGGGAUGGUCGGAGGGUCCGAAAAGGAUCAUUCCUGAGCUUCCAGGACAAAUGAUGUUUGUGAGUGAAGCGGCGGCAAAGGGGCGGAUGGCACAGCUACAAAGCUACAUCCAGGCGAUAUUGGCUCUCCCACCCAAGAUCUCGCGAUCACCUGUGACUCUCGCUUUCUUUAGAAACGAUGGGAAAAACGCAUUAUUAGCAUGCGCGAAUGUUGCCAAUGGAUCCACGGACUCUCUCCCACUGGAGACGAACUGA